Messenger RNA from Nicotiana tabacum (common tobacco), 892 nucleotides. Lineage: Eukaryota; Viridiplantae; Streptophyta; Magnoliopsida; Solanales; Solanaceae. The record is from RefSeq and is a predicted model, not a curated record.
ACAAAAUAACAAGAUAAUAAAGCUAGAAAAUGACAGUAUAUUGCUUAGUAUUGUGCGAAUAUGAUGUCUUUACAAAUAAUCAGACUCUCUUUUAUAUAGUAGGGGAGUCCUACUCUAGGUACAAUUCUAUAUGAGUAAAGAAAUCUCAUGAUUGGCUAAUUAAUCCGGCGGAUAUUUUGACUUUCCAUUAUUCGACUCGGUAAGCUUCCCUCGAUCUCUAUUUUGUUCGGUAUCGAUCUUGGUCGAUCUCGAUCUUGAUCAAUCUCAAGAUCACGAGCUCGACAACCUAACUUUGCAUCAUUAUUCGAUAUAAUACGAGGCUGAACCUUGACUUAUUGCGUUCCAGUUUUUAGUCACACAAAAGGGGCAAAGCUGAUUUUGACCGUACAUCUAUCAAAAGAUUGCAGAAAAAUCCUUCAUAUAAAAAAAUAUAACCGUCCAAUCGGGAAGUUCGUUUCACACGCACUCUCACACGGUCCACUCUUCCGAUCCCAAAACCUCAACUGCCCAGUGCCCAUCCCCCCAACUGCUGAUAGCUAUGGAAGACCCAAAAACCGACCAAUCUCCGGCAGCCAACUGCUCAACUCCGGCACCGGGCACCGUUGACGAUCUGCCACCUCAGGCUGCAACCGAAAGUUGCGAAGAGAAGCCCGAUAAGGAAGACCCAGACAGCUUACGUCAGCCCAAGAGAAGAAAAAACUGCCCCACUGCUUUAGAUAAAUUUGAUUCCGUAAAUUCAGCUACUAAUUUAGGGUUUUCAUUUUCUUUUGACUCGAAAUUCUCCGGUUGCUCAACUCCCGAAGUUACCCCCAAAUUCGGAUCCUUCAAUCGGGUCAAACCAAAACCCGUUUCUAGCAAAGAUCCGGAAUCCGAAGAAAGGGAGCUAAAAGAA